Globicephala melas (long-finned pilot whale) is the source of this 8201-nucleotide messenger RNA. It is a transcript of the gene CSNK1G3, whose product is annotated as casein kinase 1 gamma 3. Gene Ontology annotation, molecular function: protein serine/threonine kinase activity; ATP binding. Gene Ontology annotation, biological process: peptidyl-serine phosphorylation; endocytosis; positive regulation of canonical Wnt signaling pathway. Gene Ontology annotation, cellular component: cytoplasm; plasma membrane; nucleus. Lineage: Eukaryota; Metazoa; Chordata; Mammalia; Artiodactyla; Delphinidae. The record is from RefSeq and is a predicted model, not a curated record.
UGCGGGCAGCUCGAGUGGCCGCCGCCGCUAGAAAGACGCUUUCCUUUUUAAUUUUUUUUCCAAGCGUUCACUUCCGGGUCCGGCGCCGAUCCGGAUGCCCGAGGCAGAAGGAUGUUUGACCUCCGGAUAAGCGAGGCGCCGCUGUGCAUUCAUUCCCAGCUGCAUUGGUGGCGACAGCCGCGGCCCGGGCGGCGACUCUCCGGCCAGAGGCGGCGGUAGGACGCACCGGCAGUAGUGCGGCGACCGAGUCCGAGCUGCGUUAUCUCCCUCGCUUGUUCCUUCCCCCCUACCUCGCUCGCUCCCUCCCUGCGUGCCUCGCUUUCCUCCUCCGGCCGCCGGCGGGUGCGAUGUGCCGCCGCCGCUGCCCCAGCCGCCGCUGACUGACGGACCGGGGGGCGCCGCUUGCGCCCGGGACCGACCCGCCACUUGCGGCCGCGCCUUUGAGGUCACUAUCAAUAUCAGCUCACAUCAUUGAAAAGAUAAUUUUGAAGACAUGUUUUGCUGAAAAGAAAACUGAGAAAAAUUUUACGAAUGGGAUGAACACGCAUCAGUUAAUUGACUACCUACUGCAAUUUGAAUGUUAACAUUACCCACCUGGUACAGUUACCUAGUGAUGUACCUGUUCUCACGAUACCCUAUUUCAGUGUGGUCGUCUUGAUUAAAGAAUUCAAAGUGGAGUACCGCAAACUUGAUAUGGAUAAUAAAAAGAAAGACAAGGACAAAUCAGAUGAUAGAAUGGCACGACCUAGUGGUCGGUCAGGACACAACACUCGAGGAACUGGUUCUUCAUCCUCUGGAGUUUUAAUGGUUGGACCUAACUUUAGAGUCGGAAAAAAAAUUGGAUGUGGGAAUUUUGGAGAAUUACGAUUAGGGAAAAAUUUAUACACAAAUGAAUAUGUGGCAAUUAAACUGGAGCCCAUGAAAUCCAGAGCACCACAACUACAUUUGGAAUACAGAUUCUACAAGCAGUUAGGAUCUGGAGAUGGUAUACCUCAAGUUUACUAUUUUGGCCCUUGUGGGAAAUACAACGCUAUGGUGCUGGAACUGCUGGGACCUAGUUUGGAAGAUUUGUUUGAUUUGUGUGACAGAACAUUUUCUCUUAAAACGGUUCUCAUGAUAGCUAUCCAACUGAUUUCUCGCAUGGAGUAUGUCCAUUCAAAGAACUUGAUAUACAGAGAUGUGAAGCCUGAGAACUUCUUAAUAGGACGACCAGGAAACAAAACCCAGCAAGUUAUUCAUAUUAUAGAUUUUGGUUUGGCAAAGGAAUAUAUUGAUCCAGAGACAAAGAAACACAUACCAUACAGAGAACAUAAGAGCCUUACAGGAACAGCUAGAUAUAUGAGCAUAAACACACAUUUAGGAAAAGAACAAAGUAGAAGAGAUGACUUAGAAGCUUUAGGUCAUAUGUUCAUGUAUUUUCUGAGAGGCAGUCUUCCUUGGCAAGGUUUAAAGGCGGACACAUUAAAAGAGAGGUAUCAGAAAAUUGGAGAUACAAAACGAGCCACACCAAUAGAAGUGUUAUGUGAAAAUUUUCCAGAAGAAAUGGCAACAUAUCUUCGUUAUGUAAGAAGGCUAGAUUUUUUUGAAAAACCAGACUAUGACUACCUAAGAAAACUUUUUACUGACUUGUUUGAUCGAAAAGGGUAUAUGUUUGAUUAUGAAUAUGACUGGAUUGGUAAGCAGUUGCCUACUCCAGUGGGUGCAGUUCAGCAAGAUCCUGCUCUGUCAUCAAACAGAGAAGCACAUCAACACAGAGAUAAGAUACAACAAUCCAAAAAUCAGUCGGCAGACCACAGGGCAGCUUGGGACUCCCAGCAGGCAAAUCCCCAUCAUUUGAGAGCUCACCUUGCAGCAGACAGACAUGGUGGCUCGGUACAGGUUGUAAGUUCUACAAAUGGAGAAUUAAACACAGAUGAUCCUACUGCAGGACGUUCAAAUGCACCUAUCACAGCCCCUACGGAAGUAGAAGUGAUGGAUGAAACCAACUGCCAGAAAGUGUUGAACAUGUGGUGCUGCUGCUUUUUCAAACGAAGGAAAAGGAAAACCAUACAGCGCCACAAAUGACUCUGGACACAGACAGAUCAUGGGGAGUUACUUACAUGUUCAUCUGCUGUCUUGUGAUUAAAAUCAUCUCUGUAGUGACCACAUAUAUUUUCAAGAACUCACUGUUAGAAACAAAAAUGUCAUACUUUCAUACUUCAUUUUGUGGUUGUCUUACAUUCGUAUUUUUUUCUAAUUUAACUUUUAUGGAAGCUUUAAAGUUUUGUCAAAACAUGAGUGCUUUGCCCAUCAUUGAAUGGAAUGGACCAAUGAGGUGGUAUUGAUGAAUUACAGUUCUGUAGAACAUUUUUCAGAAGCUCUCCUCCUGUUGUAGAAAGCAGUACAGUAUCUUAAAUGUCAACCAAUUAUAUACCUAAUCUGAUUUUUAUAACUUCUGUGAGAGAAUAAUCAAAGAGGAAUUUUCUCCCCAGUGGAUAAUGCAACAGAGAAAACAGAGUUGCCCAAAUAUUUAAAAGAAGUUAUCCCUUGAGAAGAUCAUUAUCUGUGUGACAUCUGCAUUGAUUUCACUGUUACUGUCGGUACUGCUAUUCAUGAGUCAUAUUAACAUUCUCUCUGUGAAAUCAUGGUACAGUUACUGCCCAGAGGUACUGAGGAAAAAGCUCUAUAGGUUUGGCAGAUGGUAGUGGUAAAAUGAAUCACAAGUAGUGUGGUAAAUAUGAGCUCUGCUUUUGUUGCACCACUAAGUGAAGUACAGUGUUGUCGAAGUGGCAAAAGCGCUUAUUUUUUAAAAAUGCAAAAUAUUUGUAUAAUGUAACUUUAUGCUUCCAGGUAAUAAUGUAUGUUAGACAGCAAGAAAUGAAUACUUUGAGAAAUGAGAUAUGUUGGAGUUUUUUGAAAAAUACACUAAGGAGAAGGAAUAAAUGUGAAUCUCACCGCAUCAUAUGAGGCUGAAAUCUAAGGAGAUCCCACUGAAACCUGCUGCUGAACGAUUACAUUCACCUUAAGCAGAAAACUUUGGAUGUGCCACACAGUGGUGUCUGUUUAUUAAUUAUUUGCCCUUUGAUUUUAAAAAAAGACCCUCAGCAGUAAAAACGGGGUCACUCUAUUGCCCUCUGCACACAUUAGUCUCUUGUAUUCAACUUUGCUGGUUCUCUGGAAUUUUCCUACUUUUUAGCGUAAUUGUGAUGAUUGAAAACUAUUUUGGAGAGGAUGGGUCAGGUGCUUUGUCCCCAUAGUCUUUUGAAGUGCCUGCAUAUGAACAAAGUAAUGGUUCUGUAAAAAAAGGAAACCCAUUCCACUUUUCAAGUAUGCUUUGUUUUAAGCCAUGAAGACACAGGUAUACUUUUGUCACAUUCUACUAGCCAGAAUUUGCAAGGAGAGUUAAGACAAAAAGACUGGCUAGAAAGAUAAUUAUGUUGUUCAAAUCUCACAUUCACCUUUCCUUCAUGAACUUGUUGCUUACUCCUUCCACUUAGCCCCUUCUUUUUGUCUUUAAGUGUGUGCCUCCGGGCAUGCUUAUUUAUUUUUAUUGUCUCAAGGUAACAUUUAAAAUAUGUAAUUAAAGUAAAUAAAUCUACAUUUUUGACAUUAUUGCAUUUACAGGAAUUUAACUGUACUUUGUAAUUUAUUUUUCUUAUUAGCCAAAAGUUCAGUGCAUUGUUUUUGAUGAAUUAGGCACCCAUAUGAAUACCGCAAAUCAGGACAUUAUCAUUGUUGCUCUGAAUCUAUGAAUGAUCUUUAUAAGUUCUUGAUUUUAAAGACCUACACUCAGCCUAGAAAACACUUGUAUAAUUUGGUCAACAGUUUCCAUUUUAUCUAUUUGUAUACUGUCAUGAUGUCUUAAACUACAGGAGUUACAUACUGAGUUUUUAUUUUUGUUUGCUUUGAGCAAGGUAGAUGGAUGUUUUGGCCAUUAUAAUGUGAAACCACUUCUUUCUUUACAGUAUUUGACCAAAUUUGUGUGUCUAUGAUAUUUGUAAAUACAUGCGAUAUCUGUAUUUCUUAUCAUAAGCCUGUUUAGUUUUAUUCUCAGUAGGGUUUUUGGACUGUACAGUGUUUAUAUGAUCUGAACUCCUUAUACAUAAGAAGGUGUGUAUAUUAAUCCAAUUAUGGACUUAAAAUAUUUUAAAACUAUAAAUACCCUUAUUUGCUGCAAAGACCAGUGUGUAGACAUUUGCUUUUUAGCAAUAUUUUUAAGUGCUCCAUUUUAAUGCCAAGGAAUAAGUCUUUUGGCAACACAAACUGGUCAAUAAUAGGUAAUGCAGGUAUGUUCAGGUUAAGCCAACAAUGUUUUGCAUUUUUAUGCUUCUUUUCUGUCAACACUAAUGAAGUCAACAUUGCCUGAAUGUCUGAAUAAUGAAACACAUCCCUGUUUAAAAGUAUGUAACUGAAAAAGAAAUAAAAAAUAAAGGUAGUUUUUUUAAACUUGCUCUUUCCCCUUUCCUCUAAUAUGGGUAAAAUAAUGCCACUUACUAAUUGAAGACAGGAAUUUUAAAAAUUCAGUUUAUUUAAUUUACUAAAUGUGAAAAGCAGAGCUAAAGGAACAUUCAUUCGUUUGUGUUUUUUGAUUUUGUUUUGCUUUGUUGGAACCCUAUUGUAAAGAGUACAUACCUGGAAGUAUCUAAGCCUUCUUUAAUGAAAGUUUAAAAAAAUAUUUUAUACUUCUCUGAACUCCUUAAUAGAGCAAUUAAUUAGAACUAAUGCCACUAAUAAACCGAGGGAAACAAACUGAAUCAUUUCAUUCCUUUUCAAAAAUGAAGUCAUAUUAUGAUGUUCACAGAAAUGAAAUAUUAUUAAAUCCAAUUUUAAGUGAACGACUUUAAUAUCAUUCCAGAUAAAGAGCAUAUAUCUGUGACAGUAUCUCACAGUUCAUCAUUGUGCUAGGUGCUUUAAGGUGCUCUGCUUACUGAAAGAUGCCAAAGGUAAGAUAAGUCAAAGCAGCACACACUAAGCCCGUGUGUGUCCAUUAAGCACCACCAUUCAGAAAGAAUAAGAUAUGGAGAUGAAACGUAACAGGUUAAGCAUGGGUUAAAAGGCCCUGUCUAGAAAUAUCUGACCUAAGAUUAGGUUUCAAUCUGAAUGACUGUAUAGUUGCAUUAGCACCCUUUGCUUUUGCAAGUGACAGAAACUUAACAUGGCUUCAGCAAUAGGCAUGCACAUUGUUACAUUUAACUGAAAAGUCCGUGAUAGGAGUAGCUUCAGGCAUGCUUGAUCCUGGUGCAAAGUUCAGGAGUCUGUUUUUCUCUGUAUCUCUCAGUUUUGCUUCCUACUCUGCUGUUUUCAUUGUCAGGGAGAUUCUUCAUGUGUGAUGGUAAAGUGACCACCCAGCAGCUUCAGACUUCUGCCAUAAUCUCAGCCAAAACAAAGGACAGUUUCUCUCAACAGUUCCAACAAAAGCCUAAGACUGACAUUUAUUCCUUCAUUGGUUCACAUGCCCACCCUCGAGCCAACUACUGUGACCCAGGGAAUGUUGUUCUCCCAUCUUCAGAGGACACACUGAACUGAGAAAUAAGGUAGAAGGGGGUGUUCCCCAAAAGGAAAUGAGGAUAUUGUUACCAGAAGGAGAGUGAAUGGAUUCUGCGCAGGCAAUCUAGAUAUCUUCAGUCAUGGUGAGAAAAACAAAAUAGAGUAUAAAGGCAAACUUAAUUGUUUUAAAUUAGAAAACAUUGUUAUUACUGAGACUUUUAUUAAUGUGAAUAUAUUAUUGGAAAUCACUAAUAUAGUGAAUGAAUACAUUUGAAAAAUGUUUUGGACUCAGGUAAAAACAGGUCAUAAGUACCCUAUUUGAUGUGCUUUUGUUUAGUUUUAAAGGUUUUUGUGAUAGAAUUGGAUUAGUAGAGUUAAAAGCUAACCUUUCUGCUAGAAGAGAAAUAAAUUGAAUUAUAAAGCUUUGCUGAUGUUUGGGUUAACUAGUUUCUUCUCUGACCAUCUCUAAUACAGACCCACAUAUUAUUUUCUUAGGAAGUUUACUUCAUAAGAAUACAUGGAUCGUAACCAAAGAAAGAACUACAUAUAGAAGUAUUAUCAGGUAAUACUGCUGGGAUAUGAACAUGGUUUUAGAAAGAACAGUUGUUCACAGCAAUGUUUACCAUACUGUGAUUUUACUCAAAUUGAAGAACACUCCUGCACUGCUCUAGACUAGGGGUUGGCAAACUUUUUUGUAAAGUUUAGGAUUUAUGGGCCAAAAGGCAAAAUUAAGGCUUUUAUAUACUUGUGUAAUGAGAAAGAAAACAAAUUUCCACUACUUUUUUAUUGAUGAAAUUAAAAAUAUAUAUGAACACUUGAGUACAAAUUUUUUGUAAUACAGGUCUAAUGGUAAAAAUUAAGUUAUUUUGAGAGGAUAAUAUUUCACUUAAUUGGGGUUUGAAAUCGAUUGCAAAUGUUCAUAUGUUAUGCUGAUCUGUAAUGUGAUUUUACGUAUUUCAUCUCUGAAAAUGUCUUCAUACAGAAAGAUACUACCAAAUACUGUUAUCAGUCCACAAGUGUGUGGAUGUUAAUUGAGCAUAUUCACCAUUUGGAAGGUGUUUAUAGAAUUCCAUUAGAUUCUGCUCUUGAUAUUUGCCUUUGACAUAUCAUUACAUCGCAGAUUAAUUACUUCCUUUUAAAGUUUAGAUGGAUGCUCCUUAUUUAUACAGUUAAGUGGAUUUUGUAAUAUGGAAAUUUCCUGUGCACUUGGAUUGAGAUCCAAAGAUGUAGCUGGAACUGCAGUUGAGUUUGGAAAACACAUCCACUGCAAAUUUGUGUGGGAAUGGAUAUCUUGCUGCUCGUGUUAACUAGACAGCAUGGGAAGUGUCUAAAGCAGCUUGACAUAACUUGUGAUUUAAACAGCAUUAGUUGUCAUCAAAAUGACUUUGUUGCAGUAUAAAUUUCACAUAUAAGUGCUGUUUUGCCUUGUAAUUUUUAAGUUGAAGUUAUUAAGAAACAUUAUCAAAUCUGCAGCAAAAGCUAAUUUUCAAAUCCAUUCAGUGUUCGUUAAUAAUAGGUGAGGGUGAUACUCAUUCAGAAAAAAUUCACUUUUGGUCCUGAGCUCAAAAAAUUGCAAUAAAACUUUAUUACUUUUAUCAAACUGCUGUGUAGUUGGGCAAGUCAGGAUAUUCAGUUUCUGUUUCUAAUAAAAAUGGAAGUAAUGAUAGUUAAGACUGCCAAGAGUGAAUGAAAUUCACCAUUGACUUUACUAGUUCAUUAACGUGAUAUUCAAAUAGUUCCCACAAAAUACCUGCUGAUGAGUAAUAUAAAGCAUAAACAUUGACUUUAAACAUUUUACAUUUUCACAAGCUUUGUAAAUUUGCCCAGUAAACCCUUUUCUGCUCCACAUGUCUUUACCACCAUUGUUACUUCACAUCUUAGCAGAUUCUCCUUUAAUUAGCACUGAUGUUUUCUUAAGUUCUUUAAAAAUAUUCUUUCUUAUAGUUGUUCCAUGGAGACUAUUCACAGAAGGUACUUCUUGAGGCACUUCAAACUCAGUAUUGACUUCCCUAGUAAUCAAUAGCUGGCAGUAUUGGUAACAUCUGUUGACUCUUCAAAAGCCAAAUCAUUUUGCCUUGUCUUUUAGUUGGCAAUUGAUGUCUUCAAGCAACUGUCCUUGCUAAAAAGCUAGUGGUCUUCAACAUGUUUUUCUCCUCUGGACACACUUUUUAGCUGCUGCAGUCAAACACAAUUAGCUUUAACUCACCAUCAAUAAAGAGCAUUCUUUGCUUGGCUAACAAAUGAGCCACUUGGAAAGUAAGUGGCUUGCACCCUCAUUCUCAUUUUUUUUGUGUGUUUGAAUAAAUUCUAUUGUGAUGAGAUAUUCUGUUUUAAAGUUUUCUAAUUGUUCUUACUGUUGCUUUUCUGUGAGUUGGGGAUAUUGUGAUAAGUGCUUAGUCUGGUAAUGUGAAAUUAAAUUGUAUUCUUUUAACACAGCUGAAGUGUCAUUGCAUAAUAAACAUGAUGCUUUGCCAUAUAGUUGUAUAACAAAAUAAUCCACGUUCAACUGUGCCUUAGAAGCGCAACACUCAAAGUUCACCUUACUUUUUUUUACAUAAUUAAUAUUCAUUAGUAAUAAAAAAUAAUAAAAUGUCUGUAUGACAGUAUGUGUGGCACUUGAAAUGCUGUCAAAUUAUAACUGCAUCACUGAGAUUUGUAGUGUGAUGAACAGCAGUGUAAAGCAGUGAGAGCACCACAUAUGGUCUCUGUCACAACUAUUCAACUCUGCCUUUGUA